Messenger RNA from Dendrobium catenatum, 3200 nucleotides. RefSeq names its product importin beta-like SAD2 homolog. The record is from RefSeq and is a predicted model, not a curated record. Lineage: Eukaryota; Viridiplantae; Streptophyta; Magnoliopsida; Asparagales; Orchidaceae. Gene Ontology annotation, biological process: protein import into nucleus. The transcript has 20 exons. The coding region runs from base 1 to 3006 and encodes 1001 amino acids. Gene Ontology annotation, cellular component: cytosol; nuclear envelope.
AUGGAAGCAAAGGAUGUAGCCGUUGGCGCGCAACGGAUUAUUUUUCAGUUUCGUGUGAUCAUUACCAGUGAUUUUGUGAAGGAGAACAGCUGGCCUGACCUUAUUCCUGAACUUAAAUCAGUUAUUCAAAGCAGCAAACUUAUCAGUCAGUCUCCGUGUUCUCAAUGGAGCACAAUUAAUGCUCUUAUUGUCUUGCAAACAACCAUUAGACCUUUCCAGUACUUCUUGAAUCCCAAAGUUCCAAAGGAACCUGUACCAUUACAAUUGGAGUUAAUAGUAGAAGUCAUUCUCGUUCCUUUACAAGCAACAUUCCAUUUCUUUGUUGAUAAGGCUUUAUCAUGUCCAGAAAGAUUGGAAAUGGAAACUGAAGAAGUUCUUCUUACUAUAUGCAAGUGCGUAUACUUUAGUGUGAGGUCAUAUAUGCCGUCUGCAUUAAGAUGUGCUCUGCCCGCCUUUUGUAAUGACUGGUUUCGGAUUCUGGAUUCGUUGAGCUUAGGCAGUGCUCUUUCUGGAGAUGGACAUUUGUUGCGCUUGAAGAUAGUGAAGAGAAUUCUAAUCAUAUUUAGUGCUUUGGUCACUCGCCAUCGAAAGCAUUGUGACAAGUUGAUGCCUAACAUCAUAAAAUGUGCUAUCAAAAUAGUCAAGCAGAAUGCUAAUAUUAUUAUGUUGGAUGCUUUUCCAGAGCGGAUUGUUUCUCUGGCGUUUGAUGUAAUUUCACAUGUACUUGAAACAGGCCCCGGGUGGAGAUUGGUAUCACCACAUUUUUCUUCUCUAUUAGAUUCAGCAAUCUUCCCUGCAGUAGCAUUGCAUCAGAAAGAUGCAUCGGAGUGGGAAGAGGAUGCCGAUGAGUACUUAAGGAAGAACCUACCAUCUAACCUUGAUGACACUUCAGGGUUGAUUGAGGAUCUAUUUACGGCAAGGAAAAGUGCAAUCAAUUUGCUUGGUGUGAUUGCAAUGUCGAAGGGUCCACCUGUUGUAUCUACUGCUUCUAAAUGCAAAAAACGUGACAGAAAUAAAAAAAAAGAGGGUCACAGCUCUGUCGGAGAACUAUUAGUGGUACCAUUCCUAUCAAAGUUUCCCAUACCCUGUGGUGCAGAAGAGUCUUCAUCAAAGUUUUUGAAAGAUUAUUAUGGUGUUUUGAUGGCAUAUGGAGGUCUCCAAGAUUUCUUUAAAGGGAGAAGUUCUGAGUACAUAUAUACAUUGCUUCAAAAUCGAGUACUUCCAAUUUUUUCCUUGUGUCCUUGUUCUCCAUAUUUGGUUUCGACUGCCAGCUGGUUACUUGGAGAGCUUGCUUGCUGCCUUCCUCAGGCUAUGAGUGCAAAUAUCUAUAGUUUACUGACUAAGGCAUUGACCUGGUCUGAUGAUGGAGGUUUCAAUUAUUAUCCAGUUCGUGCUGCUGCUGCCGGAGCCAUUACAGAACUUAUUAACAAUGAAUAUUUUCCACCUGACUGGACAUCCCUCUUGCAAGUUCUGGUUAACAGGAUGGGUAUUGGAGAUGAAAAUGAAUCUCGUCUCUUUUUCAAUUUUCUUAGCACUGUGCUUGAGGCUGGGCAGGAUAAGGUUGCGAUUCACAUCCCUGUAGUUGUCUCCAAUAUAGCUAGUGUUAUUUUGAGGGAAAUACCAUCUAUGCGAGAACCUUGGCCUCAGGUGCUUGAACGUGGGUUUGCUGCAUUAGCUGAAGUAGCACAUAUUUGGGAAAGUUCUCUACCAGAUAAUAUCCAACAUCUAGAAAACGGGGAAUGGAGAUCUGGUUGGGCCUCCAUUGCUAGCUUAUUCUCGAAUUUAUUACAGAAGGCUUGGCUUAUGCCUGUUUUUGAGAAUGUGGAUGAUCAUAAAUUUGCUGUUUCUGGAGCAUUACCAUCAUCAUCAUGCAUUGAUGAUGCCUCUACGUUGCUUGGCUUUAUCAUGAGGUUCAUUACCAAAAGGGAUGAAGUGGAUAGCUUAAAGAUUAUUGAUUUGUUAGCAGUGUGGUCUACCCUAAUUGCUGAGUGGGAUUUAUGGGAAGAGAUGGAGGACCAAUCAAUUUUCAAUUCUAUUCAGGAAGCUGUUAAUUUGCAAAGAAAAUGUGAUCUUCAAAUACUUUUCACCAGAAGAUUACCAUUAGGAAAUUCUUCUCCUGGCUCAAUGCUUUCAAUUUUUGAAGGCAUUUGCAUUUUUGUGAGUGAUGCUAUUAAAACAUAUCCAGCAGCUGUUUGGCGGGCUUGUCUGUGCAUACAUGCAUUGCUACAUGUGCCAAGCUCCUCGUCUGAUGCUGAUGCUAUAAAGCAUGCGAUGGCAACAACCUUCUCAAGAACAGCAUUCUCUCGUUUCAGGGACAUACAUGAGAAGCCUAUUGGACUGUGGAAGCCUCUUUUGUUGGUUAUAUCUUCAUGCUAUAUUUUUUAUCCUGAGGAUAUUGAACAAGUUCUUGAUAAAGAAGCUGAUAAGGGUUUCAUAAUUUGGGCAAGUGCUCUGGCCCAUAUCUCAACAAGUUCUUUUACACCUGGUCUUUCAACUGAAUCUGAGUUGGUAUUAUCUGUGGUAACAUUAACGAGGGUGGUUGAGCGACUGCUUAUAUCAUUGUUAGAUAGAGGUGAAGUCUUAAGGGUCAGCUUUAUGGCAUUGCUGGAUGCAUUUACUCGUUUGAAAGAACUUCAGGAGGGCAAUGAAGAGACUGAAGAUUCUGAUGAAGAGGAUAGUGAUGAUAAUGAUGAUGAGGACGACGAUUCUGACGAGGAUUCUGAGGAUGAACAGCUUGAAGAAACUGAAGAUGAAUUUUUGGAACGGUAUGCAAAAGCAGCCGCUGACUUGGAGAAUGAGAUGGUUGAAGAAGUAGAUAUAGAUGAUGAUGAUCAAGAGCUUGAGUUGGGUGUAUUCAAUGAAAUCAAUUUAGAGAGUUCUGUGCUUCGGUUGAUUGAGAGUCAUGGCCAAGAAUUAAUGAAAGGGCAAACAUUACCAUCAAGUAUUGUACAAGGAUUAAUGAGCAGUUUCCCGAAGCACACACAUUUAUUCCAGAUUCCCUGCUAAAAUAUUUGUUUUCUUUUCAUUUCAUUGCUUCUUCACUUGUACUAGCAGUAAUCAUGCGAUACCUUUUUAAUUAUUUACCUCUGUUUUAUAUGGCAGUGUUUGUAUCAUACAAAUUUGUGUAUAUCAUCAAAAUAAUUAGUAUUGAUGCCCAAAUUAACGAUCUUGUCAGAAAAUCUUUUAAUAAUUACACUUUA